Messenger RNA from Fusarium vanettenii 77-13-4, 1491 nucleotides. RefSeq lists its product as uncharacterized. Lineage: Eukaryota; Fungi; Ascomycota; Sordariomycetes; Hypocreales; Nectriaceae. The transcript has 5 exons. Gene Ontology annotation, cellular component: nucleus. The record is from RefSeq and is a predicted model, not a curated record. Gene Ontology annotation, biological process: DNA-templated transcription; positive regulation of transcription by RNA polymerase II. The annotation marks the transcript as partial. Gene Ontology annotation, molecular function: zinc ion binding; sequence-specific DNA binding.
GGGUACAUGGGCCCGGCAUCAUCCUGGGCAUUUUGUAGACGAGUCUUAGCCCUCCUUGGCAAGAAUCUUCCAGAAGCCAACAAUGAGUCUUUUCCUUGGCAUCUUGACGGAGUGGCAUUCCGCCUACAAUGGAAACCUCUGAUGCCCGAUGAACCACCAGACGUGUCCAACCUGCCCCCUUCGGAUUACGCACUCUUCCUCAUACAAACAGCAAGGUUCUACCUUGGUCCGCUGGCGUCUCUCAUCGAUGAGACCGAAUUCAUCCAUCAUAUCAGGGAGCUCUAUGAGGAUGCCUCGGCCAAGGCGUCAUCAUGUAAGCUAUGGUAUGCUCAAUAUUUGCUAAUGCUGGCAUUCGGCAAGGCCUUUCUGAGUGGGAGGAACCCCGAUGGAAGCCCACCUGGAUAUCAAUAUGCCGCCAGGGCAAUGCAAUUGAUGCCUGAGUUGGCGGGUAUUGCUCUGGAUCCAGUGCUGUCCGCCCAAGCUCUCACCUUGGCGGCUAUCUACUUUCAAUCCAUUGAUAUGAGAGUAGCUGCAUUUCAGCAUAUAGGACAUGCCCUCCGCAUCUGCGUGUUGUCUGGCUUCCAUAGACACAUGCCGGAGGAAGCUGUUGGCGCUCAACACUCCAAGCGUUGCCACAAAAUCUUUUGGGUUGUCUAUAUGCUAGACCAAGAGUUUGCAGCCCUCAUUGGCGCGACGAGCUCUAUUCGUGAUGAAGACAUCACAAAUAAGCUACCUUCGCAAGCGGACAACUCUUUGAACGCGCUUAGUCUCACGCUCCACGUUCAAUUAGCCCGUUUAAUAGCGAGAAUCCUUGGAAGUAUGUCGCCACGUCCCACUCCUUCUAUCCUAAGAAAUCUGGCCGAGCUGAAUCGAGACCUGAAUACCAUCAUCAACAAUCACUUCCGAGACUCGAUUAGUAAAGCUUCUAGAACAGCGACAAGACUUCUUUUACAAUAUCACCACUCAAAGACGCAAGUCACUCGCGAACUGACACUGUCUCGGCCCGUCUCGUCAUUAAUACAAUCCUGCGUCGACUCUGCCAUAGCCAUCCUUAAGACACUGCAGGCAUUUCUACCCUUCCAAAUCGAAUACGCCUCCUCUUCCGCAUUCUUGCUCCACCUCAUUCCUAUUAUAUGUCCAUCACUCCUCCCGGACUAUUCAUGGCGAGACGACGUUAGAUAUGUUCUUGAUACCCUAAUUGCCAAGGGAAGUCUCGCUGCUCCUCUACGAAAGGUUGAGCUGGAACAGCUAGAGCAGAAGUUGUCCGCUCUAACGCCACCGAGCGAUAUCGCCAGCCCUCAACCUCCUCCCGAGGUACACGAAACUCAAUUAGAACAUAGCGUCGCUGAACAUGUUCAGCCGCACGCGCCUGACGAAAUGGGAUGGGAUCUUUUUGCAGCCAAUGCCAUGGCUGGAUUGACUCCUGGGGAGUUGCUGGAUCUUGCAGAGCAACUGGAUGUGGAUAGCUUUCUAUACCAGCCUGAGCUGUAG